Messenger RNA from Helianthus annuus (common sunflower), 2702 nucleotides. RefSeq names its product putative serine/threonine-protein kinase-like protein CCR3. The coding region runs from base 126 to 2519 and encodes 797 amino acids. Gene Ontology annotation, molecular function: protein serine/threonine kinase activity; ATP binding. NCBI's taxonomy places the organism in Eukaryota, Viridiplantae, Streptophyta, Magnoliopsida, Asterales, Asteraceae. The transcript has a single exon. Gene Ontology annotation, biological process: protein phosphorylation. The record is from RefSeq and is a predicted model, not a curated record.
CUUCUUAUUUUCAAACAUUCAUUUUCACUUCCUCUCUCUCAUUCAAUUUUCCAUUUUUCCGUUUAAAUCAAACUCUUAAAUCACCCAAUGCAAACCACCGUCUCCGGCAACCACCAAACCACCAGAUGACGUCAUUCUCAACCACCGUCAUCACCAUCAUCACCCUCACUCUCAUCCUCCACCUUGCCUCCACCGUCCGCACCCUCGGCGGCUCCGCCACCACCAUCUCCAUAACCUACGGCUCCAACACCACCAUCUGCGGCAUCGUCGCCGGUCAACCAAGUCAACACAUCCAAUGCUGGAGCAACGGCGGAGUGUUCGACGUAUACUCCAACAUCUCGUUCCAAUCCAUCGCCGGCGGCCGUGACGUCUUCUGCGGCGUACGGUCCGGCGGUUCAGCUCUCCUCUGCUGGAACCAGAACCAGAACCAGAACCAGAACCCUAAGUGGACUCCAAAACGGUUAUACUUCAACGAAACGGUUACUUUGAGUCGGUUAGUUAUCGGAGACACUCAAAUUUGUGCGAUUAGUAAUAGCACCGGUUCAAAUGUCUAUUGUUGGAGAGAUCGUGAGAGGUUUUCGGUUCAAACCGGCCGGUUUGAGUCGGUUUCGUCCGGUUUAGGGUUUACGUGUGGUGUUGCGUUGAACAAUAGCAAUGGAAUUAUAUGUUUUGGAACUAAUUUAGAGCUUGCUAGUUAUAUUCAAGGGCAAUUUAGUAAUUUUCGUAUGUUAAAUGUUGUUGUAGGUGGUGAUCAUGCUUGUGGAGUGAAUUCUACCGGUUUUUUGAUAUGUAGAGGUAAUAAUAAUAAUGGAAAAAUUGAUGUACCGGAUCAUUUACCGUUUGAGUUUUCUGCGGUUGCACCCGGUUUGAAUCAUACUUGCGCGUUGCGAAAAACGAAUAAUACUGUCGCGUGUUGGGGUCGUGUUGGGAAUGUUGGCGAUUUUUUUCCGGUUGAUGUGUAUUUUGAAUCCAUUGUUGCUGGGUUGGAUUUUACUUGUGGAUUGACUACUAAUAAUCUGUCUGUAGUUUGUUGGGGAGAAGGGUCGGUUAGAAGCGGUUCGAAUGGGUCGCUUCCGUUGAGAACAAUUCUUCCAGGUCCAUGUGUUAGAUCUGGUGCUUGUAAAUGUGGACCGUAUACUCAGUCGGAUAGUCUUUGUUCCGGUUUUGGAUCGAUAUGUAAGCCUUGUGAUUUAUCUAACGGAUUGCCGUCAAAUCCGCCAAUGUUGGCACCACCGUCACCUAACGAGCCACAUUCUUCGCCUUCGAGGGCGUUGAGAAGAGGGUUAUUGGCGUUUGCGAUUGUUGGAUCAGUUGGGGCUUUGGCGGGUAUUUGUACGAUAAUUUAUUGUUUGUGGACUGGUGUUUGUUGUGGGAACAAAAGGAUUCACAAUUCUGUUCAACCUACAAUCAAUGGUCCUGGGGCUGCUACUCAAUUGUCAAACAGCAGCCCUGUUUCGAGAUCUUCUACGAUCCGGCGACAAGCAUCGAGAGCGUUUAGAAGGCAAAGAAGUGGGACGUCUUCGAAACAUGCUGAUCGAGAAGAGGAGUUUACUUUCGAUGUCUUAGCAUUAGCGACUGAUAAUUUCUCGCAAGAGAAUAAAAUAGGUGCAGGGAGUUUCGGUGUGGUGUACAAAGGCAAGCUGUUAGACGGACGCGAAGUCGCGAUUAAAAGAGGCGAAACGAGUCAGAAAGCCAAAAAGUUUCAAGAGAAAGAAAGCGCGUUUGAUUCAGAACUGGCUUUCUUAUCUCGGCUACAUCACAAGCACUUGGUCAGGCUCGUCGGGUAUUGCGAGGAAAGGGAAGAAAAACUGUUGGUUUACGAGUACAUGAAAAAUGGAGCGUUGUAUGAUCAUUUACAUGACAAGAAAAACGUCGAGAAGAAUAGCAGCGUUUUGAAUUCUUGGAAAAUGAGAAUCAAGGUUGCAUUAGACGCUGCUAGGGGAAUCGAAUACCUUCAUAGUUAUGCAGUUCCGCCUAUAAUUCAUAGAGACAUCAAAUCAUCUAACAUCUUACUCGACGCGAAUUGGGUUGCUAGAGUUUCUGAUUUCGGGUUAUCUUUAAUGGAUUCGGAGUGUGACUCAGAGCACAGACCGACUAAGGCAGCUGGGACAGUCGGCUAUAUUGAUCCAGAAUACUAUGGACUAAACGUAGUCACUGCGAAAAGUGACGUCUAUGGUCUUGGAGUUGUCAUGCUAGAGCUUUUAACAGGCAAAAGAGCGAUAUUUAAAAGUGAUGAUGAUAACGAUGAUACACCCAUAAGUCUAGUGGAUUACGCUGUACCCAUAAUCUCUUCAGGCGAAUUGGCAACGAUAUUGGAUAAAAGGGUAGGGCCGCCGGAUGCGAAUGAGGUGGAGGCGGUGGAGCUAAUGGCAUACACUGCUAUGCAUUGUGUGAACUUGGAAGGUAAAGAAAGACCAACGAUGACUGAUAUUGUGGCUAAUUUGGAAAGGGCUGUGUCACAUUGUGAUGAUAGCCAUGGAAGCAUUUCCAGUGGUCAAAUUUCAAUUAUUUCUGAAUGAAUUUAUAGGUUUUUUUUUUAAUUUUUUUUAUUUAUUGGUUUGAUUUUUACAAAUAUUUUGAGGGUGAUUUCAUCUGGGUAUAUAUAUGUAAAGACCAAAGAGGCAAAGGUUAGGAUUCUUUCAUGUUCUUUUGUUAGUCUAAGUGUCAAACAUCAGCUUACAGUACAAGAUUUUGCUGCACUA